AUGUCUGAGAACUCUCGAGGCGAAAUCAGCAAAGAUAUCUCUGUAUCUAUUCUUUCAGCUUUAAACGCGUCAAAGAAGGGAAAAUCCUCUAGUAAGAAGAUUCUAUCUCUUCAGAAACAAGUUCAAGGACUGAAAAAUGUUGUAGAGGGGCUUCUCUCGCUUCUCAAAUCCCAGGCUGAAGAAACUGUUUUUUUCCUUUCAAGUGACCUUGGAAAGAAUGGUCCUCCCUCUAAAGAUAUAAUCCACUUACUUUCAUCUAACUACCAAGUGAAGCAAAAAGUUUCCAUUCUUCUGACCGAGCUUAAGAGUAGUCAGAUGGAGGAAGCUGAGGACGACGACAAAGAUGACGAUGAAGAUGACGAUAUCAAAGGAAUAAGAAGUUCAGUUAUCCAAGACAUUAACGAGAAGGCAGCAGAGACCAAAUUACAAGAAAAAGUUGCGUCUGUUUUGGCAGCAGGAUUGAAUGGUUCUACGGAAUCAUCUUUUACAGCGCCAAGCGAUACUACCGUUCGGUUUCAAUCAUCACCAAAAAUAAACCGAGCAGCCAUUCCGCAACAAGAACAUCCAAUAGUACCUCAGUCUCCAAUUACACCACAACCUCCGAUGGUCUCCCUGCCCUCGGAAAAUUCCCAGACUUCAUUUGUUUUUCAACAACCAAAUUCUCGUAUUGCAAAUCCUCAAGUAGUCGCAAAUCCAUCUCCUGUUUCCCAGUCAGCCUCUUCACAAUUAGAUGAACACCCUCAGGCAUCAUCAACCCCCCAGCAUUCGAUAGUUAACUCAUCACCUGCGGUCACCGACUCGCCUGUUGUUUCUAAGCCUCCUCUCUCUUCCACCCCCAUUGAAUUAUACCAGUCAUUGCCAAACUCUCAAUCUCCUUUAAUUGUUCAAUCUCCUGUGGUCUCUCAAGUGAACUCUGUAGAUGUUCCAGCUCCAGCUGAAACACAUGUUCGAACUCAACCAAAACCACAACCUGUUCCCAAAACUUCCCCUAUUAGCCGCAAUUGGAUACGACCCUCUCAAAUCAAAACGCGUUCACAAGCUCAUGCUUUAGCUCAGGCACAAGCUAAAGUUCAGACGGAAGUGAACACACAAACACAGACCCAGGUACAGGUAUCAGAAAAUGAACAAACCGAGGGUGUUUCUGAAUCUUCCAAUGAAAAAAUACCUGUCGAGCCUGAUGCUGAUGCUGUUUUAGAGGUUCCAUCCACUUCUGAGUCUCCCAAAAAUAAUGAGCCUCCUGAACUUCAAAUCAAACCUUUGGAUUCAACCAAAGCACAUUCACAAACCCCGGUCUCAACAGCCCCUCAUCGAUCGCAAAUUCAAAGCUCAAGUCGAUUGCUCUCAACAGCUUCAGCUUCAGCUUCAUCUACUGUUUCUCCUCCAGCGCUAUCUCCAGGCCCAAGUCGUACAACCAGAAACUCCACCAAAGUCCGUGAAUUUAGUGCUAAACUUGCACAGUCUCAAGACCAAGUCGGUACAUCUCAAGAUAUAAUGCCAGCACCAGCAGAGUUCAUUGUUGUAAACUCAUCCACUUCACAGUCAAUUUCUAAUGGAACUGCUAACCAGGAAAACCUCACACCGGCACCGCCAAUAAACAGUAGCCAGGAAAGUUCCAGAAAAACGGAAAAUGGAUCAAGUACAUCUAAACAACAACAACCCUCUUCUUCAGUAACGCUUCAGCAUGAUCUUCCACUGCCAGUGACUCAGUCGAGGUUGAUUAAAAAUUCCAUAUCUUUUAGUCCCGCCAAUGCUGCGAAUCUCAAGCCCACGCAAAAUGAUACUAUUAAAAAAUUAAUGAUGCGUAGAGAAGCAUCUCUUUUUGCAGACAUUCUUCCCCCUCCAACGUUUACUUCGUCAUCAUCUUCCAGCAAGCCCAAAUCUUUAACAAUUAGUUUACGGACUACCAGGGCUUCCGAAAGGAAACAAGAGAGCAAAGCUAACGACAGUUCUCUAGAAAUAAUUGAUAACGAAGAUUCUGCUUUUCAAAAUGCUGAUCCCCCUAUUAAAAAAGAUAAUGACAUGCCUGCUUCUGGCUCGAAGCGGACUCUUGAGGAAGUAUCAGUCGAAGAUGGUACUGACUCAGACAUUACAAUAACUUCAGUAGAUUCAACGAUAUCAACUCGUUUAAAAAGACCACGCAAGUCACAUGUGCCAAACACUGGAGCUGAUUUGAAAAAUACAGAGGACAACUCUGUGCUACCGGAUUCAGCGCCCAUAAUGGAUCCAGAGUGUCGUUAUUAUCGUCUUCCAUCUGAUGAAUACACAACGUACAACCAGUUGGGUAACAAACAAUUCAGAAACGGGUAUUUAAGAAACCAUUAUGGUAACAUCAUUUUGUUUCAAGAGCUGGGCCAAAUAGCUCUCAAGAAAAAACUGUUGAUUGGUGUAGGGAACCAAAAAUUAUCACCAUACAAAAACGAUACUGGCAACAAUAAACUUAAUAGUCUGCUAAAUAAUCUCAUGCUGUUGCGGACUUAUCUCCAAAAUUGUAUACGAACUGCCACCGAAGUUGCUAACAAGAAAAUUGAAGAGAUUCAAAAAAAUCACGGCAAUCUUAGUGAUUCCAACAUGAAAAUUAUUUGCAGUCAAGAAAUCCCUAUGCUAGAGCUCAUGCAGAUCGAUACAAAGAAGCUCAACAUUGACGGUGAACUUUUAUCAGAAGGACUUUAUCGUGUUAUGCGCACAAGAGCCCAUGAUAUUGAAUACUGUGUAUGCAACAGAGUGAUUGGAUAUUGUACUUCAUUGUGUCCUUGCUAUAAGUCUUUGGGAGGCUGCCGUGCUCCUCAAUGUGAAAGUAUUGAUUCGCCAAAUGAUUUUUGUCCUUCCAACAGAAGGCAUCCAUUAUACAAGUAA
Messenger RNA from Magnusiomyces paraingens, 2853 nucleotides. RefSeq lists its product as uncharacterized. The coding region runs from base 1 to 2853 and encodes 950 amino acids. NCBI's taxonomy places the organism in Eukaryota, Fungi, Ascomycota, Dipodascomycetes, Dipodascales, Dipodascaceae. The record is from RefSeq and is a predicted model, not a curated record. The transcript has a single exon.